Messenger RNA from Anthonomus grandis grandis, 2691 nucleotides. It is a transcript of the gene Mtmr6, whose product is annotated as myotubularin-related protein 6. The transcript has 11 exons. Gene Ontology annotation, molecular function: phosphatase activity; metal ion binding. Gene Ontology annotation, biological process: dephosphorylation. NCBI's taxonomy places the organism in Eukaryota, Metazoa, Arthropoda, Insecta, Coleoptera, Curculionidae. The coding region runs from base 212 to 2248 and encodes 678 amino acids. The record is from RefSeq and is a predicted model, not a curated record.
GUCAAGUUCCUUCCUCCCCCCGCCACUGUUAAAAAUGUUUUUUAUUUUAUCACAGAAUCACAAACUUAUUUAUUAAUAAAACAUUUGUAUAUUUCCCUAAAAAUUAGUGUUUUUAACACCUACACUCAAAUAUAUCACUCAACAUUUAGUAGAUUUAAGGGCGAAAAGAAAGCAUAAGUGUUACAUAUUGUCUAAUCUUAUUAUUCAGGAUAUGGAUUCAAUAAAAACAUCCAAAGUUGAAAAUGUUCGAAUGUUGGAUAGGUACUCAAAAUCAUCCUCACAAGGGACCCUAUACUUAACAGUAACUCAUUUAAUAUUUGUCGAUCCGGAAGCUAAAAAGGAAACUUGGGUGGCACACAUGCAUAUCGCAAGUCUAGAAAAGCUCCCACUUACUACCACAGGAUCUCCACUUCUAAUAAGAACAAAAACAUUUCUUUCGGUCACAUUUGUUAUCCCGAAAGAGAAACAUUGCCAUGACAUUUACAUGUCCCUGCUGCAAUUGUCCUUGCCAUCUGACAUAGAGAAACUCUACUGUUUCUCCUAUACUACUGAUGACAUGCCCAAAAAAGCUGGAUGGAAUUUCUUCGAUUUACAGUCAGAAUAUCAGAGGAUGGGCGUGCCUAAUGAUCAAUGGGCUUUGACUAAACUGAACGAAGACUAUGAGCUGUGUGAUACUUACCCGAGGUACCUCUUCGUACCAGCCUCGGCAACAAACACCACCUUAAGGGGCAGCUCGGGUUUCCGCUCGAAAGGGAGGCUGCCAGUAUUAUCAUAUUUGCAUAAAAACAAAGCCAGUAUUAGUAGGUGUAGUCAGCCCUUAUCCGGGUUCAGUGCCAGAUGCCUCGAGGACGAAAAGAUGCUUAAUAAUGUGUUGAAAACGAACCCUAAUGCCACUUUUAUGUAUGUCGUCGACACCAGACCGAAGAUUAACGCUAUGGCGAACAGAGCCGCGGGAAAAGGUUACGAAAACGAGGCGUUUUAUGAGAAUAUAAAGUUUCAUUUUUUGGGGGUCGAGAACAUUCACGUUAUGAGGAACAGUCUGCUUAAAGUGGUCGAAACUUGUGAACAAAAGAACCCCACGAUGAGCAGCUUUUUAAGCGGAUUGGAAUCGAGCGGUUGGGUCAGACACAUAAAAUCGGUCCUGGACACUUCUCUGUUCAUAGCGGAAGCUUUAGAGGAGGGCAUCAGUGUCGUCGUACAUUGUUCAGACGGUUGGGAUCGUACCGCUCAAGUUUGCUCCAUAGCCACCCUGCUAUUGGAUCCUUAUUACAGGACUAUUUCGGGAUUUCAGGCUUUAAUAGAAAAAGACUGGUUGGCCUUCGGACAUAAAUUCUCCGAUCGUUGUGGACACAUUCAAACGGACAGCAAGGAAAUUUCCCCGGUUUUCAGUCAACUGUUGGACGCCACCUGGCAAUUGAUGCAACAAUUUCCCUGCUCGUUUCAGUUUAACGAGACGUUCCUCAUUACAAUACACGAUCACAUCUACUCGUGUCAAUACGGCACUUUCAUAGGGAAUUGCGAGAAGGAUCGGGUCGAUUUAAGACUCGCUGAAAAGACUUACUCCUUAUGGGGUUACAUGGCGAACCAUUUAGAUGAGUAUAUAAAUCCCUUAUACGACGCAAACGAGACGCCUACUGUCUUGAGUCCGCAAUUGAUACCGCAGAAUAUACGAUUUUGGCGAGGAAUGUACUAUAGAUUCGAAAGCGGUGUGCACCCAAGGGAGUCAACCGAUGACUUAUUGUUGUCCACGGCAGAUCACUCCUUUUCAUUGGACGAUCACGUUAAAUACUUGACUAAGAAAAUUGGUUCGGUGAAAAACCUAAUCUCCAAAUCAAUGCAGAGGAAAAUGGCGAAAAGUAACAAGGAAAUGUGCAACAACGUCCAUUUGGACAAUAAAUUGGCGUACCAAAAGGCGGCGAAGGAACUGGAAAAUGCCGAACACGAUCAUCCAUUAAAAUGUGAUAAUUAUUUGAACGGUAACGACAAUCAAGAAUCCAGUAAACUGGACGAACUUUCCAAGGAGUUUCAUUCGGUUGCGGUGGAUUGGAAACCGGUCAGGAAUAUUAACGAGUGCAGUUGCUCGACCGCUUUUGACCAUCUUAGCAAGAAGAACCAUUGUCGUAAAUGCGGCGACGUAUUUUGCGUAAGAUGUAUCACAAAACUAGCGGUACUACCCGGCCAUACCACACAUAAGGCAGUACCGGUAUGCAAACCAUGCUUCGACAUUUUAAGUAAUCAAGAAUCUUAGGUUAACUUGUAAUAGAAAUUGAGGUUUAUUUAUUUAUGUGUUAGUAUAUACCAAAAAGUGUAAAUUAUAUAAUUACUUAUUCCAACUGUUUUUAGUAUUAAUUAUUAUCUUUAUGGCUGUGUGGUUCUUUUUUUAAACUUUUUGUAUUUGUUUGCUUGAUUUUUGGACCAAAGUGGGGUUUAUUUUAGGCGUAAGUAUAUUUAAUUUUUAGCUCAAAAAAUGUUGUUUAUACAUUAAUAUUUAUUUAUAUUAAAUAUGAUUGUAACUCUACAUACAGGGCGUUACAAUUUAACCCCCUAUUACAUAAUAAACAUAAAUAAGGCUUUAAAAGGUGUUGUUUGGACACUCUGUACAUUAUUUUGGGUUCCUCUUUUUAAGAUUAUGAAUAUUGUAAAAAAACUCGAAACAUGAAUAAAUAAAGUGGAUAUGAAAGAAGGCUUAAA